Messenger RNA from Lampris incognitus (smalleye Pacific opah), 969 nucleotides. It is a transcript of the gene tmbim6, whose product is annotated as testis enhanced gene transcript (BAX inhibitor 1). Gene Ontology annotation, cellular component: mitochondrial membrane. The transcript has 10 exons. The coding region runs from base 191 to 904 and encodes 237 amino acids. Gene Ontology annotation, biological process: negative regulation of endoribonuclease activity; negative regulation of apoptotic signaling pathway; cellular response to unfolded protein. Gene Ontology annotation, molecular function: enzyme binding. The record is from RefSeq and is a predicted model, not a curated record. Lineage: Eukaryota; Metazoa; Chordata; Actinopteri; Lampriformes; Lampridae.
UGUUGCCUUCGUGACGUCACCAUGUUGCUGGCUGUACUAUAAAAAAAAUACACACUCACUCAAAACAGCGAAGCAGGAAGAAGAACAGGAAUAGAACCGAAACCACAAGAGGACAGACGAGAGGCAGUGCGGAGAGACAAGUUAAGGGUCCUUACGAAGAACUGCACGGAUUUCACACCCCGGUUCCAACAUGAACGUGUUUGAUCGCAACAUAAAUUUUGAUGCUCUCUUCAAGUUCUCCCAGAUCCCUUAUUCAACCCAGGUGCACUUGAAGAAUGUUUACUCCAGUUUAGCAGUGUGUAUGUUCGUGGCUGCUGCUGGCUCCUACGUCCAUGUUGUCACUCGCCUAUUUCAGGGUGGAGUGCUAUCUCUGCUGGGUUCUCUGGGGAUGAUGUUCUGGCUGGCAAUGACACCACACAACUCUGAGACAGAGAAGAAGAGAUUGGCCAUCCUUGCAGGAUUUGCUUUCUUAACAGGUGUUGGGCUUGGUCCUGCACUGGACUUUGUCAUUGCCAUUAAUCCAAGCAUCAUUGUAACAGCUUUCCUGGGAACCUCCAUGAUUUUCAUCUGCUUCACUCUCAGCGCCCUCUAUGCCAAACGCAGGAGCUAUCUCUUCCUGGGAGGCACGCUUAUGUCUGGCCUUUCCGUAUUGUUCCUGAUGUCCGUGAUGAACAUGUUCUUUGGAUCUGUGAUGCUUUUCAAGGCACACAUGUACCUUGGGCUGAUCUGUAUGUGUGGAUUCGUCUUGUUUGACACCCAGCUCAUCAUUGAGAAAGCAGAGAAUGGAGACAAGGAUUAUAUCUGGCACUGUGUGGAUCUGUUCCUUGAUUUUGUCACCAUCUUCAGGAAACUGAUGGUCAUCCUUGCCAUGAAUGAGAAGGACAAGAAGAAAGAAAAGAAAUAGAGCACAAGUGCUUAUGGAGUUUGAAAUUAAAAACAAUUUGUGAGACAAGGCACAAUUCGCAAUGC